Molecule: messenger RNA, 2825 nt
Organism: Arvicola amphibius (Eurasian water vole)
Lineage: Eukaryota; Metazoa; Chordata; Mammalia; Rodentia; Cricetidae
Gene: Atg7
Product: autophagy related 7
Exons: 20
Coding region: 142-2232 (696 amino acids)
Biological process (GO): C-terminal protein lipidation; cellular response to nitrogen starvation; protein modification by small protein conjugation
Cellular component (GO): phagophore assembly site; cytoplasm
Molecular function (GO): Atg8 activating enzyme activity; Atg12 activating enzyme activity
Source: RefSeq, a predicted model, not a curated record
CCGCGGCCGGAGCUGUGGUUGCCGGAAGUUGAGCCGCGGAGGAAGUUUCCCUGAUGAUGGCUGAGCAAGGCAGUGAUCUAUGAGCACAGCAGGAUAUCAUUACGAGUUAUUUUAUCACUAUGACCGAUAAGAACAGUGGCAAUGGGGGACCCUGGACUGUCCAAGCUGCAGUUUGCCCCUUUUAAUAGUGCCCUGGAUGUUGGCUUCUGGCACGAACUGACCCAGAAGAAGUUGAAUGAGUACCGCCUGGACGAGAGUCCCAAGGACAUCAAGGGCUAUUACUACAAUGGUGACUCUGCUGGCCUGCCUACCCGCUUGACGUUGGAGUUCAGUGCUUUUGACAUGAGUGCCCCCACGCCUGCCCGUUGCUGCCCUGCCAUGGGAACUCUGUACAACACCAACACUCUCGAAGCUUUUAAGACUGCAGACAAGAAACUCCUUCUGGAACAGUCAGCAAACGAGAUCUGGGAAGCCAUAAAGUCAGGCGCUGCUCUCGAAAACCCCUUGCUCCUCAACAAGUUUCUGCUCUUGACCUUCGCGGACCUGAAGAAGUACCACUUCUACUACUGGUUUUGCUGUCCUGCCCUCUGCCUUCCUGAGAGCAUCCCUCUAAUCCAGGGGCCUGUGGGCUUGGAUCAAAGGCUUUCACCAAAACAGAUGCAGGCCCUCGAGCGUGCCUACGAUGACCUAUGUCAAGCUGAAGGAGUCACCGCCCUGCCAUACUUCUUAGUCAAGUACGAUGACCACACCGUGCAGGUCUCCUUGCUCAAACACUACAGUGAUUUCUUCCAAGGUCAAAGGACAAAGAUAACAGUUGGUGUGUACGAUCCCUGUAACCUAGCCCAGUACCCUGGAUGGCCUUUGAGGAAUUUUUUGGUCCUGGCAGCCCAUAGAUGGAACAGCAGUUUCCAGUCCGUUGAAGUCCUCUGCUUUCGAGACCGCACCAUGCAGGGGGCGAGAGAUGUGUCACACAGCAUCAUCUUUGAGGUGAAACUUCCAGAAAUGGCAUUUAGCCCAGAUUGUCCGAAAGCAGUUGGCUGGGAGAAGAACCAGAAAGGAGGCAUGGGACCAAGGAUGGUGAACCUCAGCGGAUGCAUGGACCCCAAAAGGCUGGCUGAGUCAUCCGUGGAUCUGAAUCUCAAGCUGAUGUGCUGGCGAUUGGUCCCCACCUUAGACUUGGACAAGGUCGUGUCCGUCAAGUGCCUGUUGCUGGGGGCCGGCACCUUGGGGUGUAACGUGGCAAGAACACUGAUGGGCUGGGGCGUCAGACAUGUCACAUUUGUGGACAAUGCCAAGAUCUCCUACUCCAACCCUGUGAGGCAGCCUCUGUAUGAAUUUGAAGAUUGUCUUGAGGGUGGCAAGCCCAAGGCCCUGGCUGCAGCAGAGCGGCUCCAGAAAAUAUUUCCCGGAGUGGAUGCCCGCGGGUUCAACAUGAGCAUCCCCAUGCCGGGACAUCCUGUGAAUUUCUCUGACGUCACGCUGGAGCAGGCCCGCAGAGAUGUGGAGCAGCUGGAGCAGCUCAUCGAGAGCCAUGAUGUCAUCUUCCUACUAAUGGACACCAGAGAGAGCCGGUGGCUUCCGGCUGUCAUUGCAGCCAGCAAGCGGAAGCUGGUCAUCAACGCUGCCUUGGGAUUUGACACCUUUGUUGUCAUGAGACACGGCUUGAAGAAACCCAAGCAGCAGGGAGCUGGGGACCUUUGCCCAAGCCACCUUGUGGCACCUGCUGACCUGGGCUCCUCACUUUUUGCUAACAUCCCUGGAUACAAGCUUGGCUGCUAUUUCUGCAAUGACGUGGUAGCUCCGGGAGAUUCAACCAGAGACCGGACACUGGACCAGCAAUGCACAGUGAGCCGCCCAGGCCUGGCCGUGAUUGCAGGUGCCCUGGCUGUGGAGCUGAUGGUUUCUGUCCUGCAGCAUCCUGAGGGGGGCUAUGCCAUCGCCAGCAGCAGUGAUGACCGCAUGAAUGAACCUCCCACCUCUCUGGGGCUUGUGCCUCACCAGAUCCGGGGAUUUCUGUCACGGUUCGAUAAUGUCCUUCCUGUCAGCUUGGCAUUUGACAAAUGUACAGCCUGUUCACCCAAAGUUCUUGAUCAAUAUGAGCGGGAAGGAUUUGCCUUCCUAGCGAAGGUGUUUAACUCCUCACAUUCCUUCUUAGAAGACUUGACUGGUCUUACUCUGCUCCACCAAGAGACCCAAGCUGCCGAGCUACCAGAAAAGUCUUUCCCUGCCUGACUUGCCAGAACUCGGCAACAAACACCAGCCUCUUCACAUUACUCUGGAGCCAGGUCCUCACCAGACGGUCAGCAGCAUCACACUGCACUGCGAGUCAUUGUCUCACAGCAGUGUCUGGCGCUGAGCAUCACCGCAGAGGAGCACUGAGACCCGAGCACCCGGGAAAAGGUCGGCUCCUUCGAACUGAAGCCCACGAUGUGUGUGCUGGGUGAAACAAGAACGGAUCGCCCCAGGUCUGUGGUCCUCAGCACCUGUGUCCCAUAGGAAGGCGAGGUCUUGGGCUCAGUUCCCAGCACCCACAUGAUGGCUCACAGCUGCUUGUAACUUCAGCUCCAGAGACUGCACCCUCUUCUGGCCUCUGUGGGCACUACACCCAUGUAAUGCACAUACAGAUAUGCAAGCAAAACACCCAUACAUAUAAAAUAAAAAUUACACUCUAAAAGGAAAGGUAGGUCACGCGUAAACAUUCUUUUCAAUUAGCGCUACCUGUGACCCCCUCUGCAGGAGACAACCUGCAUUCCACACAUGUGUGAUCCACAUGGCUGCACACCCACAUCCUGCACAGGGGUGCCAGCACCCUGCAGCUGGUGGUG